Molecule: messenger RNA, 2892 nt
Organism: Parnassius mnemosyne (clouded apollo)
Lineage: Eukaryota; Metazoa; Arthropoda; Insecta; Lepidoptera; Papilionidae
Source: the annotation of a GenBank genome assembly
AGUAUCCCGCGCGUUGAGAACGUAUAGUCGUAUAGUGAAUAUAUUGUGUAUUAGUUGAGUUAGUGUAACGUAACAAUGGCACGUACUAAGCAGACCGCUCGGAAAUCCACCGGUGGUAAAGCGCCGCGUAAACAACUGGCCACCAAAGCAGCCCGUAAGAGCGCACCAGCAACCGGCGGUGUUAAGAAACCACAUCGCUACAGGCCCGGUACCGUCGCUCUCCGUGAGAUUCGUCGCUACCAGAAGAGCACCGAGCUCCUCAUCCGCAAAUUGCCGUUCCAACGUUUGGUGCGUGAAAUCGCUCAGGAUUUCAAGACCGACCUCCGCUUCCAGAGCUCCGCCGUGAUGGCCCUUCAAGAGGCUAGCGAAGCUUACCUAGUCGGGUUGUUCGAAGAUACCAACUUAUGCGCGAUUCAUGCAAAACGCGUAACCAUUAUGCCGAAAGACAUACAGUUGGCGCGCAGAAUUCGCGGUGAACGAGCUUAAUAAACUCUACUCUACCGAUUGUGUUGUGAACUACGUUUAAUUUUUAACAUCAAUCAUCGAUUGGCAGUGUGAAAGUGGCAAUAUUAAAUAUGCCUCAUUAACAACAACAACUACACGUUGACAAGAUGAUGAUGAUUGUGUUGGUUUUAACGUAUGUUCUCUUUCACUUUCAUAAAAGGCCCUUUUCAGGGCCGCAUAUGUUUCUACACAAUAAACUGUGCGUUUCUUUAGAAUAUAAGAGAACGUUAAACGAGCAAGUAAUAGAUAGAUAGAUAGAUAGAUAGAUAGAUAGAUGGUAUGGUAUGGUAUGGUAAUAUUAUGAGAUAACAAAAACAUAAUAUCGAAUUAAGGCUCAGCAAAUCGAAAUGUUUAUUUAGAUACCGUUUAAAUAAAUUAAUAGAUAGAUGUACUAAUCUAGUAUAAUAGACGACAAACUGUAUACUAUUUAACAUCAUAAGAUACACAGUAGGGUAAAGCUUACCUGUCUCACGACGGAUGAUCAUUCAUCACCAUCAUCGACGAUCGGCGCCGACGAUGCCUGCGCCGCCGCUGCCCGCGAAGACUACCACCACCAAUGUUCACGCGCAGAACGCUUCUGUUAGUUAGGAUGCAGUUUUUUUUUUUUUUAAAUAAAUAAAAAUCUUCGUCUUCAUAAUAAUAUAAAUUAUAAUAUCUUACUUUGGAUAAUCAUAUUAAAUGAAGUGAUACAAAAUAGAAAACGACAUGUUUCGACAAUAAUAUUAUCUGUACUUUAUAUACACCUCGUUCACCCCGCGACAUUAUUUCAUGGCGGGCUUUGAGUAUUAAAAUUAAUGGGGGAUUGACUAAUUUCUCUUUUUUUUUUUUUUUUUUUUUAUAGUAUGCGGAUUGACCUCAGGACUCAUUGGAUGGAGUCUAACCAUUGUCGCAGGACAAAAUCGUAUUACUUUAUACGUAGUAACUAAUUAGAUACCUUUCUAUAUUCUAAUAUAUAAAUUUUAUUUUUGUUUGUUCGUAUAUAAUGCGCUACCAUACCGUUCAUCAGAUUGCGUUAAAAUUUAGUCAACUUAUUGCUAACUAAUAAACUUACAAUAGAUGGCGCGCGUAUCGAACUGACAAAUUUAUUUAUUUAUUAUUAUAUAGAGACUAACUACCUCUUCCAAAUUUUAAACGAUAUUUCGACAAUUUUUUUUUUUUUUUCCGUGUACCAUCUACAGCAACACGAAACAUCCACCCCCCCCCCCCCUCCCCUCCCCCCGCCUUCGCCUUAUUAUUUGCCCGCCAUUUUAUACUUCCCCGCACCCUCGCCUCAGCCGUCUCAGUCGUCUGGGUGACUUUAUAUAAACGGGAAAAACGAAAGGUGCGGUCUAUCUGUCGUCGUGCGUUCGUAACGUACGUUAAGUCUGUAUAUAUAUUAUUUCGUGUGUUGUCUUUCUUCUCUAAGCGAAAAUGACCGGUCGCGGUAAAGGUGGUAAAGGUUUGGGGAAAGGUGGAGCGAAGCGGCACAGAAAAGUUCUUCGUGAUAACAUCCAGGGUAUCACCAAACCGGCUAUCAGACGUCUCGCACGCAGGGGCGGUGUGAAACGUAUCUCCGGGUUAAUUUACGAAGAGACACGCGGUGUACUCAAGGUGUUCCUUGAGAACGUGAUUCGUGACGCUGUUACAUACACCGAGCAUGCGAAGAGGAAAACCGUCACCGCAAUGGAUGUCGUCUACGCCCUGAAACGUCAAGGACGUACCCUCUACGGAUUCGGUGGUUAAUUUCUUAUACGCGAUGAAGACGUCGUCCACCGCCACGUACUACGGCUCUCUGUCCGCUCUGAGUUCGUCUAUAGUACACCAUGUGCGCAGUGUGUAUUUGCUACUUGGUAUGCGGGACUCUGAGAGUUAAGUUACGUGAUGAGACGAUUUUCCUAAUCGUAUAAGUUAAUAAAAAAAAAGGCCCUUUUCAGGGCCGCAAAACUAUCAAUAUAACUUGUAUUUGUUUCGUAGAGUAUCGUCAUUUAAAAAAAAAAAAAGAAAUGAUAUGUGCAAGCAUGUAUUUUGUUGUAUGGAUAUGUGUAUAAAUGGCAUGAUUAUGUAUAUAAGUGCGAAUGUAUGUGUGUUUAUGAUCAUGUAUGUAAGUGCAUAUUAGAAUUAGAUGUGUCUGUCUAUAAAGUUAUGUUAUUUAAAAGCUGUAAAGGCAUCACAUAAGAUUUUUAUGUAUACCAAUUAAACGCGGAACAAAAUUAGGUUUAUUUUUUAUUUAUUUUUUUAAUUCGAAAUAAUUUCGAAAAACUGAUCUGAAUGAAAGAAACGUCAAUUCAUGUAGGCAUUAAAUGACUAUACUCUUCUUAAAUUUGACGAUACCUAUUAAACAACAAGUGUAAAAUAUCGCCAUAUUGAAAUAAUGGUUCGAACGUCUUAGGAAUAUAUUAUCAUAAUUCC